This is a messenger RNA of Neomonachus schauinslandi (Hawaiian monk seal), 788 nucleotides long. It is a transcript of the gene MYL4, whose product is annotated as myosin light chain 4. Gene Ontology annotation, cellular component: myosin II complex. Bases 213 to 788 code for a protein of 191 amino acids. NCBI's taxonomy places the organism in Eukaryota, Metazoa, Chordata, Mammalia, Carnivora, Phocidae. Gene Ontology annotation, molecular function: calcium ion binding. The record is from RefSeq and is a predicted model, not a curated record. The transcript has 8 exons.
AUUUCCUACCCCAACUUAAGUUUAAUUUGCAGGGCCUGUGCUACAAACCUGAGAGAGUAGAGAGAAGGUCACAUGAGACAUAUAGCAAGAAAGUGGUCAUCUACAAGCCAGGAAGAAAGCUCUCACCAGAAACCAAAGUUGCUAGCACCUUGAUCAUGGACGUCUAGCCUCCAGAACUCUUCCAUCUCCGCCGGAGAUCCCAACAAGACAACAUGCCUCCCAAGAAGCCUGAGCCUAAGAAGGAAGCGGCCAAGGCUGCCCCAGCCCCUGCCCCGGCCUCAGCUUCUGAGCCCCCCAAGGAACCUGCCUUUGACCCCAAGAGCGUAAAGAUAGACUUCACUGCCGACCAGAUCGAAGAGUUCAAAGAGGCUUUCUCGUUGUUUGACCGGACGCCGACUGGAGAGAUGAAGAUCACCUAUGGGCAGUGUGGGGACGUGCUGCGGGCACUGGGCCAGAACCCCACCAACGCCGAGGUGCUGCGCGUCCUGGGCAAACCCAAGCCUGAAGAGAUGAAUGCGAAGAUGCUGGACUUCGAGACGUUCCUGCCCAUCCUGCAGCACAUCUCCCGCAACAAGGAGCAGGGCACCUAUGAGGACUUUGUGGAAGGGCUGCGUGUUUUCGACAAGGAGAGUAAUGGCACAGUCAUGGGUGCUGAGCUUCGCCAUGUCCUCGCCACCCUGGGAGAGAAGAUGACUGAGGCCGAGGUGGAGCAGCUUUUGGCUGGGCAAGAGGAUGCCAACGGGUGCAUCAAUUACGAAGCCUUUGUCAAACACAUCAUGUCUGGGUGA